AUGGUGAAAACGGACGGCCGCCGGUGGAAACCGAGAACGAUUUACCAGUCGGCGUAUCGAAAGCCGUCGUCGUCGACGGGCGGCGGCGAAGAUGAGCGAAAUAUUUGCAGUGACAGUCAGCCGCCGCGGCCGUCGUCGGUGGCCGUGGCUCGAUUCGACCGGCUGUUGGCCGACCGGACCGUCGUCGAAAACGCCGUGCCCCCCGAGCUCGCGAUUCCGCUGCGCGUGGACGUCACGCUGAGUACUUACGGCCGCGACUAUUUGCUGCCGUCGCGCGCGGCCGCGGUGGCCAAGUGGUCGUCGCGGCGGCCGGAACCGACGGGCGGAGGCCCUACGACCGCCGCGGGGACGACGGCCACGGCCUGCGAACGUCUGGCCUGCACCGCUUCGCCGCGCACCAACAUCACGUACUCGGGGCCCGCGCCACCGGAACCUUACGUGGCGCCCCGGUCCGAGUACUGGUUGACGCACGGUCAUCUGGGCGGCCGAGUGAUCGCCGACGGCACCAUGCCCAAGCGGACGAAACGCUGUCAGCGGAUAAACCCGACGCGUAUAUUUUAA
Macrosiphum euphorbiae (potato aphid) is the source of this 561-nucleotide messenger RNA. The record is from the annotation of a GenBank genome assembly. NCBI's taxonomy places the organism in Eukaryota, Metazoa, Arthropoda, Insecta, Hemiptera, Aphididae.